This is a messenger RNA of Camellia sinensis, 2194 nucleotides long. Its product is annotated as glutamyl-tRNA reductase 1, chloroplastic. Gene Ontology annotation, biological process: tetrapyrrole biosynthetic process. The record is from RefSeq and is a predicted model, not a curated record. Gene Ontology annotation, molecular function: glutamyl-tRNA reductase (NADP+) activity; NADP binding. NCBI's taxonomy places the organism in Eukaryota, Viridiplantae, Streptophyta, Magnoliopsida, Ericales, Theaceae.
CACAUCCCCAUCCCCAUCCCCAAAAGGCCACCUUCUCUCAUUGUCUCUCUCUCUAUCUCUCUCCACCGACUGUGUUUUUGUCUCUAAUUGUAAAGGAUCUGAUCUAGGGUUGGGGCUGGACCAGCCAUGGCUGUUGCGAGUGCGUUUGCAGGGGCCAAGCUCGAGACUCUCCUCCUCAGCAACACUGCCGCCGUCGCAGCUUCGUCGCCGGCGGUGGCAGCGUCUCAAAUUCGAGUCCUCUGCAAACCACUUGGAGCCACACGACCCCUCAUUCAUAGAGCUCGACCUACCAUUCGCUGCCAGGCUGCUUCCGAUGUCUUUCUUCCGACACCCGAUAUGAUCGAUCCAAACACGGCCUUAGCUUCUCCUUCUGCUAGCCUCUCUGCUCUCGAACAGCUCAAGAUAUCUGCAGCUGACAGGUAUACAAAGGAAAGGAGCAGCAUUGUAGUAAUUGGGCUCAGUGUCCACACUGCACCUGUUGAAAUGCGUGAAAAGCUUGCCAUUCCUGAAGCAGAAUGGCCUCGAGCCAUAGAAGAGCUGUGUGGUUUGAAUCAUAUAGAAGAAGCUGCUGUCCUUAGUACCUGCAACAGGAUGGAGAUAUAUGCUGUAGCAUUGUCUCAACAUCGUGGCGUAAAAGAAGUGACUGAAUGGAUGUCAAAGACAAGUGGGAUUCCUAUUCCAGACAUUUGUGAGCACCGAUUUUUGCUUUAUAAUAAAGAUGCUACACAGCAUAUCUUUGAAGUAUCAGCAGGGCUAGACUCCCUAGUCUUGGGAGAAGGUCAAAUCCUAGCUCAGGUCAAGCAAGUUGUCAAAGUUGGGCAAGGAGUCACUGGCUUUGGCAGGAACAUCAGCGGACUGUUCAAGCAUGCAAUCACCGUCGGAAAACGGGUUAGAUCCGAGACAAACAUUGCAGCUGGGGCAGUUUCUGUUAGUUCAGCUUCUGUUGAGUUGGCCUUAAUGAAGCUUCCGGAAUCCAGUCAUAAGACUGCUAGGAUGCUCGUCAUUGGAGCAGGCAAGAUGGGGAAGCUUGUGAUCAAGCACUUGGUAGCAAAAGGAUGCACCCAGAUGGUGGUAGUGAAUCGAACGGAGGAGAGAGUGGCUGCCAUCCGUGAGGAGUUAAAGGAUGUUAAGAUAAUCUACAAACCCCUUUCAGAAAUGCUAGCCUGUGCUGCUGAAGCAGAUGUAAUUUUCACCAGCACUGCAUCAGAAGCCCCAUUAUUUUUGAAAGAGCAUGUAAUGGAUCUUCCACCUGUUGGUCAGGAAGUUGGGGGUUUGAGGCUUUUCAUUGACAUCUCUGUUCCUAGAAAUGUGGGUUCAUGUGUCACAGAUCUCGAGACUGCACGGGUUUAUAAUGUGGAUGAUCUUAAGGAGGUUGUGGCUGCUAAUAAAGAGGAUAGGCUUCGGAAAGCAAUGGAAGCCCAGGCAAUUAUUGUUGAGGAGUCAAAACAAUUUGAAGCUUGGAGGGAUUCGCUGGAGACUGUUCCCACUAUAAAGAAAUUGAGAGCUUAUGCUGAAAGAAUCAGAGUUGCGGAGCUAGAAAAAUGCUUGUCAAAAAUGGGUGAUGAUAUCUCAAAGAAAACAAAGAGGGCUGUCGAUGAUCUUAGUAGGGGUAUAGUUAACAAGAUCCUCCAUGGUCCAAUGCAGCAUCUGAGAUGUGAUGGGAGUGAAACUCGGACUCUUAGUGAGACCCUUGAGAAUAUGCACGCGUUGAACAGAAUGUUCAGUCUUGAGACUGAGAUGUCUGUGUUGGAACAAAAGAUUCGAGCCAAGGUGGAGCAAAACCAGAAAUAAACUUGUAUGUCAAAUUUCUUUCACUACAGUUCUUUCACUCGAAUCUUGAAUUAGUAGAAAGCUUUCAUUUAUUAACUGUUGACACAUCCUCUAAUUUGGGGUUCGUUCAAGUGUCUACAGAGUGUCUUCAAGUGGCCACUCGACUUUCGUAAGAUACAGUUGAGGCUUAAACAGCGUACCAAAUGAUUUGUACCAUGUCUGUUUCAGAAAAACUUUGAAUUCUUGUAAUUAAUUUACUGAUGAAUCCAAUAUUGAGGUUGGCUUCUUCAACAUGACCAUUUUGAUGAGAUUCUGCUUUCCUAUCUGCAUUUGGAACAAUGCCGUGCAAAUUUCACUAUUAAAGCAAUUAUUGCAGAUAAUUGUGGGUUUUGGAGCUCAAGAAAUCUGUAUUUGCACAACAUAA